AUGCUACACGAUGCAAUUGCUGAACGAUGUUUUUUUGUUGACGACGAUGAGGAGGAGGAGAGCGACGCGGUGACGCGUUUACAAAACGAUUGGAAAAACAUGCCAAUGCGCGCAGCUGAAACGCAGCGAGAGAAGGCACGGAGGAAGUUACAACGCGAGAUUUGCACAAUUGAUGGCGUUAACGGGGACUGCAUUUUGUCAGAAGGUAAAGGCGAUCGAAGUGCUGCUGAAGAAAGCAACGUUGUUAAAAUGAACAAAUUGAUCAAAGUGGUAUUCAAGAUGGUUGUUGUUACUGAACAGGACAAAGCAGUAGUUGCAAACGCAUUGGCUGGUGGUGCUAUCCUAACGGAGGUUGUCAGUAUGACUACUGGCAUUUCGGCUCGUGAAUCAAAAGCUAUUGCGAUUGAUCAUGUUAAGGGUAGUAAUGGUGCGAAGACCGACAGUGAAGAUAUUGACACGGAGCUUGCAGUAGAAGGCGAAAAGUUCCUGUGGCUUUCCAGCAUAACUUCAAAGAGAAAACGUAACAGGAAGAAUAUGACAGUACAAGCGAACAAAGAGCCGAAAGAAAGAGCGUUGGCUCGGCAAAAACGCUCUGAACACGUUCUGAUUAUUCAAAGGAAGAAAGCUGCCAAGUUUAUGUCAAAGGAUGUGCCGUAUCCUUUUUACCGCAAGACAAGAGUACGAGGCGGCGAUACGCAAUCGUCUGGGCAGCAUUUGGAGCGCUUCUUAGGUGACAAAUGUACUGACAGCUCUGAAUAUCAUGAAUUUGCAAGCAAAACCAUUGUUCCACUUUCGUUUUCCAAGAAAGAUUGCAAGUUAGCGAAGAAGGAACUUAAUUUGAUACAUAAAGCAUAA
Molecule: messenger RNA, 855 nt
Organism: Plasmopara halstedii
Lineage: Eukaryota; Oomycota; Peronosporomycetes; Peronosporales; Peronosporaceae
Exons: 5
Coding region: 1-855 (284 amino acids)
Source: RefSeq, a predicted model, not a curated record